GAGAAAUUUUGAAUCGGAUUAGGGCAAAAUUCCUACACAAUUAUAUUGCGCAUUUAUACAUUCUCCCUUCGAAUUUGAGAUCUAACAACUCAAAUUUUAGGGUUCCAAAUAGAACAAUUUGGCUUCUUUGGUGGGUUCUUGAAAGUUAGAAGUGGGGAGGAGUGUGAAUGUUUGUGAUGGGAUGACCAGAACUGGUGUUUCCAUUGCCCCCUGUCUGUUUCCCGUUGCACAAAAGUCAAGAAGUCCAUAUUAUAUAUAUGGUCUUUUUCAAUUCCCUUUCAUAGUAUAAAAUGGCCUAACAAGUUCACAUUAUAGUACAGCCAUACCGAGUAUGUUUUUUCUAUGUGGUAUAAAUCUGAGAGCCUUAUCAUCAGCUAUAUAUGGAAUUAUACCUCUUUGUACCUUAAAGAACAACAGUUGUUGUAAGAGUGUUUUUUUGUGUGUUUGUUUGAUGAUGGUGUCUUCAACUAACUUGGUCUUGUUGUUGUUGUUGUUACUGUUUUCAUCAUUGCUCAUACUCAUCUGCCUCACAUCUCAUUGUUCCAUGGUGGUGGCAAAGCCACUGUCUUUGAAGAAGAAACGUUGCCGCGACGAAGAGUUGGCUGCCUUGCUCCAAUUCAAGCGCGGCAUGGUUGCCCCCACCGAUCCCUGUUAUGAUGACCCAGUAGCAGGAACAUGGAGAGAAGGAGAUGACUGUUGCUCGUGGGAUGGCGUGGAGUGCGAUGCCCGAACAGAUCAUGUCAUCAGCUUGGACCUGAGUGAAUGUUGCCUCUAUUCUUUCAUAAACUCCAGCAGUUCCCUCUUUACCCUCACUCACCUCCAGAGGAUCGACCUCUCAUGGACUUAUUACAUGGACAGCUCUCCUCACAUACCGUCCGCUAUCGGAAACCUCUCCAGUCUCACUCAUCUCAAUUUGUCUAAUUCCAACUUUGUUGGCGAAAUCCCACGAGAGCUCUCAAAUAUUACCACUUUGGUGUCCCUUGAUCUAUCUUCUUAUGGAAAUAACUAUCUAGUAAUGAAACUCCAAAGUUUGGAAGGACUAGUUCGACACAUGAUCAAUUUGAAGGAGCUCCAUCUAUCAUUCGUGAACCUCCCUUCUUCUUCUUCUUCUUCAGGUGUGCCUCACCUCCUCUCAAAUUUCUCAUCUUUGGAAUCUCUACGACUUGGUGGUUGCGAACUACAAGCUGACUUUCCCGUGGCCAUUUUUGAUCUUCCAAAACUCAAGAUGCUCGAUAUAAGUGGCAAUCGUGAUCUCAAAGGCUAUUUGCCCAACUUCCGUUUGGGGAGUCCUCUUAAAUCGUUGCUGCUCUCUGAUACAAGUUUUGGGGGAGCGUUGCCUCCCUCCAUUGGAAACCUUGCCUCUAUGGAACAACUAGAAAUCUACAAUUGCAAAUUUACAGGGAAGCUUCCGAUGUCACUAGGUAAUCUUACCCGAAUUGCUACUUUCGAGGAAGCAAUGAUCUGGGAAGGUAAUCACUUCAGCCCCGAUAGUCUUACUAAAACUUCAUUGUCAUGGAUCGGUAAGCUCACCAAACUCACUGGUUUGGACUUCAGAGAUAUGAGCUUGAUGGGUGAGAUCCCAUCGUGGCUCAUGAACCUCACCCAACUUACUUACCUAUACAUGGAUCGUAAUCGACUUACUGGCCCGGUCCCUUCUUGGCUUAUGAGUCUCCCUCAGCUUGUGCGUAUCGAUUUGUCUCAUAAUCAAUUAACUGGUCAACUCCUGUCCCAAUUUAGUCACCUAAUUGAGGAGUUGGACGUUUCAUAUAAUAAUUUGGAAGGUUCGCUUCCCACCAAUCUAUCCACUCUCAAUAACCUUUAUGAUCUUUCACUUAUGUCUAACAGGUUUGUUGGUUCCCUGGAGCUAAGCUUAUUCUCUCGCCUUAAAAGUUUAUAUAGUUUAGGUUUGUCAUAUAAUAAUUUUUCAUUGAGUGUAAAAAACAUUAGCACAGAAAAUGUCGUCCCCUUUCCAAACUUGACGUUUUUAGAUUUGGCUUCAUGCAAUGUCUCCGAAUUUCCUACAUUCUUGCACACCAACAAAAAUAAUACAGUUUUUCAUCUAGAUCUUUCUGGUAACAGUAUCACAGGCCAAAUCUCUUCAUGGGUUUUUGAUCUCGGUCAAAAUCUUCAUGGAAAUGGAAUCAAUUUGUACCUCUCUCAUAACCUUUUGACUGGUUUUGAACGACAACAUCCUCUCUUUCAUCCUCGGGGUUUAAUAAGAACUUUGGACCUUAGACAUAAUAUGCUACAAGGAUCCCUCCCAAUCCCACCACCUCCCUCCAUUUACACUUUAGAAUCCUAUCUAAUUUCAAACAAUUACUUGUCUGGAGAAGUCUCAAAUCUCAUUUGCAGCUUUCGAGACAUUUGGCUCCUUGAUUUGUCAUUCAAUCGAUUCAGUGGAAAGCUUCCCCAAUGUUUGAGCAAUUUCAGCCAAUCCCUUUCAUCGUUGGACUUAAAAGGAAACAAAUUUGAGGGAAAUAUUCCUUCGGCGUGGGGAAAUGGAUGCCAACUCCAAAUGAUUAGUACGAGCCACAAUCAAUUACAGGGGCAGUUGCCUAGGUCAUUAGCCAACUGUUCCUCACUGGAGUUCGUUGAUUUUGGUAACAACAAGAUAACUGAUACUUUUCCCUCAUGGUUAGGCACAAUUACUUCAUUGAGUGUCCUUAUCCUGCGAUCUAAUAGAUUGCAUGGUGCCAUUGAAGAUGAUUUGGGAAGCAGUGAUGGAUUCUCAAACCUUCGAGUCUUCGACUUAUCCAACAAUAAUUUCAGAGGGAAUUUGCCAUCAAAGUUCAUUAACAUGGCGAACCCAAUGCGAGCCUUUAAUGCAAGUCGCAAGAUGGAAUACAUGACCGCGUACCUCCAUACUUCACAGGAAGUUAACUCAUUCAAUUACUCAAUGACAAUGAAUGUCAAGGGUUCUGAUUUGAAUUAUCCCAUGAUUCCUGACAUUUUUUGUGCCUUAGACUUCUCUGCUAACAAUUUUGAUGGAUGGAUUCCUGGUGUGUUUGGAGAUCUGGCAGGGCUUCAGGUGUUAAAUCUUUCUAGAAACAAUCUCAGCGGUCGCAUACCAUCUUCUUUUUCAAACAUGAAGAGUUUAGAGUGUUUGGAUCUCUCCCGAAACCAACUCUCAGGACACAUUCCCACAGAGCUCACAAAACUCACCUCUCUUUCAUCAUUUGACGUGUCCUUUAACAAUCUCUCUGGCCCUAUACCACAAGGAAAUGAGUUCUGUACCUUUGAAUCCAACCCAUAUGAAGGGAACCCUGGAUUGUCCCUUAAGCCCUCGGAUAAGCAGUGUGGAAAUGCAAGGUCUUUGCCUCCACUGCAGCAUCCUCCAUCCCCUCCAGAUGAUGGCGAUGACGACGACGAAGAUGACUCAGAAUCUGAGUUUAAAAUGAAGUGGAUGAUAAUUUCGAUUGGAUUCGUCAGUGGGUUGGUUGGUGGAGUGAUCGUUGGGAACGAGUUGACCACAAGAAAGCACUAUUGGUUCGUCAAGACUUUUGCAAAGAUACAGAGAUGGCAGGCAAAGAUCAGUUGUGUUUCGAAAGGGAAAGAGAAAUAAAUGGUUGUGUGUAUAUAUGUGUUUGUACUCCUACUUUUGCAGUAUUAGUGUUUUGUUUGUUCUCUUCUGUUGAAUGUUUUAUUACUCGUCCAAGAAUGCAAUAAGAUGUUAGAAAGCAUCUGAUGUUUUGUGUGUUAAUACUAAGAUUGAAAAAAGUUUUUUUUGGCGUGCAGUAAUGGUUCUUGUUUUGUUGGUUCAGUUUAGUCCGGUACAGUUCAAUAUGGGUAACCACUAAGAAUCUGAAAUGUUAACUUAUGCUCAUUCUGUGAAUUGUUUUUUUUAAUAACUAAUCAGAAAGAAAAAGGCAUUUGCAGA
Messenger RNA from Cuscuta campestris, 3877 nucleotides. The record is from the annotation of a GenBank genome assembly. NCBI's taxonomy places the organism in Eukaryota, Viridiplantae, Streptophyta, Magnoliopsida, Solanales, Convolvulaceae.